Cataglyphis hispanica is the source of this 1439-nucleotide messenger RNA. RefSeq names its product N-acetyl-D-glucosamine kinase (gene Nagk). Gene Ontology annotation, molecular function: N-acetylglucosamine kinase activity. The transcript has 7 exons. Lineage: Eukaryota; Metazoa; Arthropoda; Insecta; Hymenoptera; Formicidae. The record is from RefSeq and is a predicted model, not a curated record. The coding region runs from base 238 to 1407 and encodes 389 amino acids.
ACUCGUACACUCCGUUCAGAGAGACACAAUUUCUCACGGAAUUUUUGAAAAUCACGUGAAAAUGUUUUUCACUAUUGGCAUAUACGCCGGAUACUGAACACUUUUCCAACCUGUAUCUUCGGCGCUGAGGAAAAGCGGAAAUUUUGUAGAAAAAAUAAGAAGCCCAAGAAGACGAAGAAGCAAAAGAAGAUUGUGGAUGAGUAUCAAUUACGCAGGGAAUUGAGGGAGUACACAAAGAUGCCAGAGUACGCAGACCUAGUGCAGGAAACUGCGGUAUUCGUGCAGGACAAGCCGCAAUACUCCGAGGAUCUUAGAAUCGGUGGUAUAGAAGGAGGUGGCACACAUUCUACGCUUGUAAUACUCGAUGGAAAAGGUGCGCGUUUAACGGAAAUUAAAGGACCAAAUACUAAUCAUUGGACAAUCGGCAUAGAUGAGACAGCUGCCAGACUCAGUGCGAUGAUCGAGAAGGGUAAACAAGAUUUAGAUAUGCCGAAAUCCGUUCCUUUAGAUUGCGUAGGGCUCAGUUUAAGUGGUUGCGAGGAAGAAACCACUAAUCGUCAGCUCGUAGAAACUUUGCUGCAGAAGUAUCCAAACUCUGCCAAGGAUUACGUAGUCAGCUCGGAUACUCUUGGUAGUCUCCGAACUGGCUUGCAAUCAGGCGGAAUUGUAUUGAUUGCCGGAACUGGUAGCAAUGCUUUGCUCCUCAAUCCCAACGGAGAGACUCACGGAUGCGGAGGAUGGGGACACAUGAUGGGCGAUGAGGGAGGUGCUUACUGGAUCGCCCAUCACGCCUGCAAAUAUGUAUUUGAUGAUAUGGACGGCUUCGUGAAAGCACCAGAACCCAUAAGCUACGUAUGGCCAGCGAUGAGAAGUUACUUCAAUGUGAUUGACAGAAACAGUAUAUUACCGUAUCUCUAUGCAAACUUCGACAAGAGUAUUAUCGCCGGUUUUGCUAAAGAGAUCGCGAUCGGUUGCGAAAAAGGCGAUCCUUUAUGCCUAAAGAUUUUUGAGGAAGCCGGAUGUUUUCUGGCGAAACACGUUAUUGCUCUCUCGAAAAAGGCGCACAACGAUCUUAAGUUGGCUUACGGUGGCUUAAAGGUGAUCUGCGUCGGAUCUGUAUGGGAAUCGUGGAAAUUCAUGAAGAAUGGCUUCGUGAAUGAAAUUCACGAUACGCGUGUCGUAGACGAGUUGAGUCUAUUGCGUUUGUUGACAACGUCGGCAUUGGGUGCCUGCUAUCUGGCUGCGGAGAAAAUCAACGUUCCAUUCGUCAAACCAUACGAAAGCAACGUUGAAAUCUUCUUUCAUUAUAAGCGUGAUAAUUAUUUGGAAACGCGAACGACAGAAUUAAAAAAUCAUACGCUAGUUUCCGAUAACAAUCAUGUUCAUGAAAAUGGAGAGAGUACUUAAUAAAAUAUAAAUAAAUAAAUAAGUAUACUUUA